AUGGCCUCUACCGAUCAACAGAGCCACUACAAGCUGUCCCAGGUUGAGAUCGACCACUUUAUGCAGCAUGGCUACAUCCGCCUAACCAACUGCUUCUCUCGGGACAAGGCAGCCGAGUGGACCGCAGACGUCUGGACGCGACUCGGCUACUCCCCGACAGACAAGUCAACCUGGGCCGCCGAACGAAUUAAUAUGCCCGAGCACAAGUCGGAGCCCGUUCAGACCUUCGCCCCUAAAGCAUGGGCCGCCAUUUGCGAGCUGCUCGGCGGCGAGGACCGCGUGGCGGCGCACUCGGCCACCUGGAACGACGCCCUGAUCGUCAAUCUAGGCACGGAGGAAUCCGAGGGGAAAUUACACCAUCCAUCUGAGCUCAAUGGAUGGCAUGUCGAUGGUGACUUUUUCAUUCAUUUUCUCGAUUCGCCCGAGCAGGGGUUGCUAGUCAUCCCCUUGUUUACCGAUAUCAAAGAACAUGCCGGUGGCACUGCGGUCUGCUCUGAUGCCAUCAAAAAGAUUGCCCAGCACUUGUACAAUCAUCCGGAAGGGGUAUCCCCAUACAUGGUUCCUCGAGGCCAGCCCGAUGGCCGGAAGGGUGAGUUCUACGAAGAUAUCGUUAAGCAGUGCCAUGAAUUCCACGAGAUGACUGGCAAUGUGGGAGACGUGAUUCUACUUCAUCCGUUCAUGCUUCAUUCCGCUUCGGUCAACAGCCUGAGAAUUCCACGCAUCAUCACCAACCCUCCAGUCUCACUGAAUGCGCCUUUCAACUUCGACCGUGAAGAUCCAAACAAGUACAGUAUUGUCGAAAGAAAGACCCUGCAGGAGCUGGGAAAAGAUCGCCUCCAAGGCUGGACUAUCAAAGGCGCCCGGGAAGCUGUAACUCCCCUCAGAAUCCAGGCCCAGCAACGGAUGAAAGAGCAGGAACUAGAACGACUCAAGGCAUCCCCUGAGACUACAGGUCUGUUAGCCCCCACCCCAUCUAAAAUUCCUUUGAAUACCAAGCCGGGUCGAGCUAUGCGUGUCCGCGAUCGAUGCAGCCUCAUGUGA
Penicillium cataractarum is the source of this 1041-nucleotide messenger RNA. RefSeq lists its product as uncharacterized. The record is from RefSeq and is a predicted model, not a curated record. Lineage: Eukaryota; Fungi; Ascomycota; Eurotiomycetes; Eurotiales; Aspergillaceae. The transcript is spliced from 2 exons. The coding region runs from base 1 to 1041 and encodes 346 amino acids.